Molecule: messenger RNA, 1327 nt
Organism: Cygnus olor (mute swan)
Lineage: Eukaryota; Metazoa; Chordata; Aves; Anseriformes; Anatidae
Gene: GNPDA1
Product: glucosamine-6-phosphate deaminase 1
Exons: 6
Coding region: 71-976 (301 amino acids)
Biological process (GO): N-acetylglucosamine catabolic process; D-glucosamine catabolic process; carbohydrate metabolic process
Cellular component (GO): cytoplasm
Molecular function (GO): glucosamine-6-phosphate deaminase activity; identical protein binding
Source: RefSeq, a predicted model, not a curated record
CCCGGGCGCCCAGCACCGCCCGUUGGGGCGGGGCGGGCCCUAAGAUGGCGGCGUAGCGGCAGGGGCGGCCAUGAAGCUGAUCAUCCAGGAGACGUACGCCCAGGCCAGCGAGUGGGCGGCCAAGUACAUCCGCAACCGCAUCGUCCACUUCGCGCCCGGCCCCGGCCGCUUCUUCACGCUGGGGCUGCCCACAGGCAGCACGCCGCUGGGAUGCUACCAGAAGCUGGUGGAGUACCACAAGAACGGGGACCUGUCCUUCAAGUACGUGAAGACCUUCAACAUGGACGAGUACGUGGGUCUCCCAAGGGAUCAUCCGGAAAGUUACCACUCCUUCAUGUGGAAUAACUUCUUUAAGCAUAUUGACAUCUUGGCCGAAAACGUUCACAUUUUGGAUGGAAAUGCGGCUGAUCUACAGGCAGAGUGUGACGCAUUUGAAGAUAAAAUCAAAGCAGCUGGAGGAAUUGAACUCUUCGUUGGAGGUAUUGGCCCAGACGGUCACAUCGCCUUCAAUGAGCCCGGAUCAAGUUUGGUGUCCAGGACACGAGUGAAGACGUUGGCUAUGGACACUAUAUUGGCUAAUGCCAGGUUUUUUGAUGGUGACCUCUCUAAAGUCCCCACGAUGGCGUUGACAGUCGGAGUAGGCACAGUCAUGGACGCCAGAGAGGUUAGGAAAGAAGCAGUGACUUCAGACAACAGCUCGAGGGUGAUGAUUCUCAUCACAGGAGCCCACAAAGCCUUUGCUUUGUACAAGGCCAUCGAGGAAGGUGUCAACCACAUGUGGACAGUAUCUGCUUUCCAGCAGCACCCCAAAACCGUGUUUGUGUGCGAUGAAGAUGCCACACUGGAACUCAAAGUUAAGACGGUGAAAUACUUCAAAGGUUUAAUGCUGGUUCAUAACAAGCUUGUGGAACCCUUAUACAGCAUGAAGGAGACAGAAGCAGAAAGAAGCCAGUCUAAGAAGCCUUACAGCGAUUAAUCUCUCACUGUUCAGAGUCAUGCUGAGCCAUCUUUUCUAUUGAAAACCAGCUGCAAAGAAAGGGAAUUGCUGCAGAACCUCAUCUUGUAUUUGUUCUUAAAAUAGCAAAAUGAUGUACUUGCUUCUCUCCAUUAAAAACAUAGAUGCCAAACACCUGCCUUAAUUAACCAAAUGAGGAUGUGAUCCUGUAUACUGUGUUCCACAAACUUUCACCCCUAACAUUCUCCGAAGGUAAAAUCAAGGGAGAAUGAGUUGUUUAAUCAAUGAUGCAACUGUAAGCAUGUGGACUGAAGGCCUCAAAACUCAAAUGUGAAGAUGUGAAAAUACAGUGGGUAAUCACUUUGGAGUGUA